CCCCUCUCCCACAGUGAAGCUUCACUUCCGCCAAGCAGCUCGCCUCGCAGGUUGUCUGAGCUUCGGAGACCUGCCGCGCGCCAUGGCGUCCCGGGGUCGUCGGCGGAGGCCGGGCACGGUGGUGCCGGGGGAGGCGGCCGAGACGGACUCGGAGCUGUCGGCGUCGUCCUCGGAGGAGGAGCUGUACCUGGGCCCGGCGGGGCCGACGCGCGGCCGCCCCACGGGGCUGCGGGUCGCCGGGGAGGCGGCGGAGACGGACUCGGAGGCCGAGGCGGAGGCGGCGGCGGCGCCCGGGGACCUGCCUCCGCUCGUGGUGCAGCGCGGCGCGGCGGGCGAGGCGGCGGCGGCGGCGGGCGAGGCCUGGGCGGCGGAGGAGAGCCCGGCCGCCGCGCCCGCGCGCUCGCUGCUGCAGCUCCGGCUGGCCGAGAGCCAGGCGCGGCUGGACCACGACGUGGCGGCCGCCGUGAGCGGCGUGUACCGCCGCGCGGGCCGCGACGUGGCCGCCCUGGCCGGGAGGCUGGCGGCCGCGCAGGCGGCGGGGCUGGCGGCCGCCCACAGCGUGCGCCUGGCGCGCGGGGACCUCAGCGCGCUGGCCGAGCGCCUGGACAUCGUGGCUGGCUGUCGCCUGCUGCCGGACAUCCGCGGGGUGCCGGGGACCGAACCCGAGCAAGACCCCGGACCGCGGGCCUAGCCGGGCCCGGCUGGUGCUCUACCCCUCGACCCACAGCUCCACUUCCAGAUCAGAGUCUUACGGAUCUUCGGAUCUUCCUGCCCUGGCCGGCUUCAAACUUUAAUCCUCGGAGCUCAGCCUCCUUCCUGUGUAGCUGCGAUUUACAAGUGUGAGCCACCAGCUCCUGCCUGGCUGGCCAACGUCUUCAUCUCAGCCUCAAGAUGGAGAGGGGAGGAAGAGGCCGAUGGACACAUCAAACCUCAAACCUUUCCUUCUCCUGGUCAGUGCCUCUUGCUUCCCACGUGAGCCAGGAAUCAAGCAAGCUGGUGAUUUCCCCUCAGACUUCUAGCCCUGACUUGUGGAAGGCGAGGUCUCCCUCACUGUUUGCCCUGGUUGUGCAUUUGUUUGUAUUAAAUUAAUUCAACACACCGUUUUGGAGGUCCCAGGCCUAUCCCAACUGCCAGUCUCUGCCCACACAGAACUCACAGUGCAGUGAGGGAGGAAUAGGCCUUCAUAAAACAUUCUA
Molecule: messenger RNA, 1196 nt
Organism: Dipodomys spectabilis (banner-tailed kangaroo rat)
Lineage: Eukaryota; Metazoa; Chordata; Mammalia; Rodentia; Heteromyidae
Gene: Bloc1s3
Product: biogenesis of lysosomal organelles complex 1 subunit 3
Exons: 3
Coding region: 83-691 (202 amino acids)
Cellular component (GO): BLOC-1 complex
Source: RefSeq, a predicted model, not a curated record